This is a messenger RNA of Funneliformis geosporum, 1623 nucleotides long. The record is from the annotation of a GenBank genome assembly. Lineage: Eukaryota; Fungi; Glomeromycota; Glomeromycetes; Glomerales; Glomeraceae.
AUGUCUUCUAGUGGUAAUAACGUCAGCGAUUUGAAAGCAAAGAUCAACAAGUCCUUGAAUGCAUUGGAGAAGAAGGUCGACAAGGUUGCUACUCCUCCUCCAGUAAGCAAACCCACCGGGAAGCCAGCGAAAAUAAUAGCUGUGUUGUUAUUUGGAGGAUUUCAACAUUUUGAAUAUAUUGUGAUAUUGCUUCAUCUAAAAGCAUAUCAUGAUCAUCGGGAAGUGGAAAUAUGUUAUUUGGAAGAGGAAAUUCAGAAAAUUCCAAAUUCUCUAAUUAAAAAGAUGCUGAGUCUAUGUAUCACUGACAUUUGUCAUUUCGUUACGGAAUUUAUAAGUAGAACAGAAUUUGAUAAUGCUUAUGUUCAGUUUACAACGGAAAUAUUCAAUAUGAUGAUGAAUCAAACCUCUCUGAAAAAAUUAAUAAUUCCUUUCUCUCGUCCCCCCGUAUAUCAACUUGUUACUGACCUUCUCCAAGAGUCUUGUUUACGUGGCCUUUCCGUUUUGGAGUGUAGUUCGGCAAUUGGUCCUAAAUUUUUUGAUAAGCUUUCUCAAAUAUGUCAUGAUUUAGAAUCAUUAAAGAUAAAGUUAGAUGAGGACUUCUCUAAUGAAUUAGUAGAUUUUUUAGCAUCUCAAAACACGUUAAAGUAUUUGGAAUUGGAGUAUGUGAGAGAUAUUCGUCAAUCUUUUACACAAUUUCCCAAUACUUUAACCAAAUUACACAUUAAUGGAGUACAUUUAGGUAUACCAUUUUCACAACUAUUACUCAUAUCGGAGCUUUCAAAUCUACAAGAACUUAGCUUGUCAUUAUGUAACGUAGAAGGUGUUUUAAAAGAUUUCAACAUACUUCAAUAUGUUGCCUUUCCGAAAUUGCAGAGUUUAAUCUUUGGAGCUGAAUGUCCAGAUAACGAUUACCUAAUCAAAUUCUUGGAAAUCAAUGGAAAGAGUUUGAUGAAGCUUAAACUUUGUGAUAAUAUCGAUAGCUCAUUAAAUUUAGUUUUAGGCAAAUUUUGUCCAAAUCUAAAGUCCUUAUACACAUUUUUUCCAGGUGGAGACGUAAAAUCAUUGAAAGAAAUUUUCAAUGAUUGUCAACAAUUAGAGCGCUUAAAUAUUUUGCUAAGUGGAUUUGUUUCACAAGAGCUUGAAAUAUUGAAAAUUGUUGUUGAUUGUUCACCUGCAAAUUUCAAGGAGUUAUCAAUAGAUUUUGGAGAAGUAACUGGUGAAGAUGAUGAAGAUGGUGAGGAAAUAAACUUUUUUGAAAACGGAUUUGUGUCUGAGUUUGAACAAUGGGCGAAUCGUGAUCCAUGUAUUCCUCUUUCUUUGACCUUUAUUAUGACUGCAGAACAUUUUAAUUUUUCAUAUAUGAAUAACAAAACAGUUGCAGACUAUUUAAAGUUAGACGUUAUCAAAUCUUUUGAUAUUUAUAUUAAUGUUCGCCAUCGUCUUUCACCAACACUGACAAACAUGUUGGUGGUUUCUAUUGCUGUCAUCGCUGUUGUUAUAACCGUUGCUACCAUUGCUAUCAUAUUCGUUGCUAUCGAUGACUUCGUAGAUGUUCGACAUAUUGUUAAUAUGGUUAGUAGUCAUCAUUUCUUUUAUAUUUAUUUUCAAUGGAAAUUUGGUUAA